This is a messenger RNA of Capsella rubella, 631 nucleotides long. RefSeq names its product S-protein homolog 21. The transcript has a single exon. The coding region runs from base 28 to 435 and encodes 135 amino acids. NCBI's taxonomy places the organism in Eukaryota, Viridiplantae, Streptophyta, Magnoliopsida, Brassicales, Brassicaceae. The record is from RefSeq and is a predicted model, not a curated record.
UAUAAGUAUCUGAAAAGAAAGAAAAAAAUGAACUAUCUUUUAGUUUUUCUAAUUGUUUGUGGCCAAUGCAUGAUUGGUAAUGUAUCCGGUCUAACAAAUGAUAUCCAUAUCUGGAACGAUCUCGAUCCCAAGCACAAGCACACAACCCUCUUUGUGCAUUGUAAAUCUGGAAGUCAGGACCAAGGACCAAAAUAUAUACCGUGGGGAAAAGUACACCAUUUUGGUGUCGAACAAAAUUGGCGUCGCUCGAAACUUUAUUGGUGUACUUUAAGACAUGGGCCUAACUAUAGGCUUGGAAAUAAAUUUGAUGUGUAUAAAUACCAAGAUGGUGUGCCUAACGGACACACAUAUGAUUGGAUAGCUAGAGAAGAUGGAGUUUAUUUCAGGAGAGAGAAUGGUCCGAUCCGUAAGGUGCAUAAUUGGAGGCCAAUGUAACAGUAAUAACUGUUAUAUUGGUAUUGGUCUACUAGAGCAACCGUAAAUUAAAGCCUAUAUAAGAUGUGAACAAAAUAAAUAUUCUUUCAAUCUCUAACAUUAUUGUUAUUACGUUGUUUAUGCAAAAUUUCAGUUUUACCUUUUAUUUCUUUAACUUUUUACAUAUAUAUUUACUCAGUUCAAAAGGUAUAUAAUG